AUGGGGUCGCCUAAAUUUUCAGGUGGGCUGGUUCCCUAUUCUCAGCAUCGUUCGGUGUUCGGAUCAUGGGAUUUUUGGUUCGCGAAUGGUUUUCAUGGGGCAUCCCAAAGCACCGCACAUCGUUUUUUUUUUUUCCGGUUGCGACCAAUCAAGGACCAAACCAUUGGACUCUUGAAGAGCGACUUGGAUCUCUGGAAACUCUUUGACGAGUUGGGCAUCGAGGUGCACUACGCGCAGCCCAGCCCGUCGAGAGUGCUAAAGGGCGACGCUAGAGAGGGCAUUUCCGCCAAGAAGGUUGCUAUGUCUGCUGUUUUGGACAAGUACUACGGCGACAGUGUGAAGGCGAUCUCUACGGCUGUGAAUUUUUCUGACUUUUGUUGGAAGUGGUUGGUCGAUGUUUCCAUGACUUAA
Cladocopium goreaui is the source of this 411-nucleotide messenger RNA. NCBI's taxonomy places the organism in Eukaryota, Dinophyceae, Suessiales, Symbiodiniaceae. The record is from the annotation of a GenBank genome assembly.